This is a messenger RNA of Aethina tumida (small hive beetle), 1861 nucleotides long. RefSeq names its product TWiK family of potassium channels protein 7 (gene sand). The record is from RefSeq and is a predicted model, not a curated record. Gene Ontology annotation, biological process: potassium ion transmembrane transport; stabilization of membrane potential. The coding region runs from base 297 to 1466 and encodes 389 amino acids. Lineage: Eukaryota; Metazoa; Arthropoda; Insecta; Coleoptera; Nitidulidae. Gene Ontology annotation, molecular function: potassium ion leak channel activity. Gene Ontology annotation, cellular component: membrane. The transcript has 11 exons.
UCGUGCGCUCCGUGGACGGUGACAUUUACAUUCAAAUAAAAUAGAUAUACGAAAUAUAUAUAUAUAUAUACAUACACGAAAACAAAAAAAAAAUAAUAAUGACGUCUUCGCUGAUGACUUGCAACAAGUGAUUAUUUGGGCGAGUGACGUGCUUGAUGCGCGAGGUCGUAUUCGGUGCGUUCUGGUGUUUUGGUGCGCGAAUUUUUUGAUAGGUUAGGCACCGGGAAUAUUUUGGAUAAAAAUGCGGCUCGCGUGAGACACCAUGAGGGCCGACGACGGGAUGCCGGAGUUGUAAGAUGGAAAGGAAGAGGUCUGUCAGGAGACAGAGGAAGAGGAAGACCUUCGCCAAGAAAUGCCGGGAGUACUGUCGACAGUUCAUCGCCUUCCUGUUCAGCAACGUCGGCAUCAUCCUCCUCGUUGUGGGCUACACGAUUGCGGGCUCCUUCAUUUUCAUGCACAUCGAGAAGCGGUACCACAUGGAGCUGAAGAAGCAGGUGAACUACACGCGACAGAUGUACGCCGAGAAGUUCUGGAACAUGACGUUGGAGAUGAAUCCGUUCGACGAGGUGCAGUACCGGAACGUGGUGAUGCGGGAGCUGGAGACUUAUCAGAUGUUGUUCGUCAAUUUCACCAGGAAGGGUUAUGACGGCUUCACCGACGAGGAGACUUCCUCGCAGUGGAGUUUCGCCGGAGCUUUUUUGUAUUCUUUGACUGUCAUUACUACCAUUGGAUACGGUAACAUUUUCCCUCACACGCCCGAAGGUAAAAUCAUCACCAUCGUCUACGCCAUCAUCGGUAUGCCGCUGUUCCUGUUGUACCUGUCCAACAUCGGUGAUAUUAUGGCCAGGUCGUUCAAGUGGAUAUACGCGAACUGCUGUUUGUGCAGGUGGUGUCCGGGUGUUGCCAAACGUAGGGCGGAGAGGCGGAUGAUACGUGCUCAGCUGGAGGAGUUCGACGAGGGCAGUUCGGAGUCUAAUUCCAGCAGCUAUCAAAUAAACAUCGAGAGGCCGUCGCUGUCGUUGCCCAGGGGGUCGAUGGUCAGUCAGCACACGGAGCUGACGGACUUCGGCUCCGAAGCUUCCUACGACGUCCAGACGGUCACCGUUCCGGUCACCAUUUGCCUGAUGAUCAUGGUGGGGUAUAUUUGUGGAGGAGCUUUGUUGUUUUGCAGAUGGGAAGACUGGAAGUUCAUGGAUGCUUCGUACUUUUGCUUCAUAUCGUUGAGUACCAUCGGCUUUGGUGACCUGGUGCCUGGUGACAAGAUCUUUAGUCGAGGCAACGACUUCUACAGUGAAGUUUUGGAGCUCAGCUUCGUUUUCUGCUCCAUGUACCUCAUGUUGGGCAUGGCCUUGAUCGCCAUGUGCUUCAAUCUUAUGCAGGAGGAGGUCAUACACAAGAUUAGGACGACGGUGAAGACUGUGAAGUACAUAUUCAAGUGUGGACGAAGACAAACCGACAGCGAAUAGUUUGAGCUGUCACUUAACACUGAAGACUGAUUAGCACUGCCCAAGGAAAACAAAAGGAAGCGGAGGAACAGCCUGGACCAAGAACGUAUUGACACGAUUGAAAACAUCUUAUUCAAUUUAAAUUUGGAAGUAUCUGUCAUACUUCUUCACCUGCUUAAUUGCUUCAAUUUGGAGGAUCUGUCACAAUUCUUCAACUGAGUAGGCUUCAAUGUUAUCAACCUUAUUGUUCUCAUCUUGGUACACUUCCUAUAGUUUAUGGUGUCCCAUUUAAUUCCAAUUUGGAGAAUCUGACACAAUACUUCAACUGAGUAGGAAUGCAUUUGCAUCGGCAAAGACGACGGAAGACAUGGAGGACUUGGAUAAUUCCAAAAAUGUUAUUUAAUUAAAUAUAGAUA